Acanthisitta chloris (rifleman) is the source of this 712-nucleotide messenger RNA. RefSeq names its product glycosyltransferase 1 domain containing 1 (gene GLT1D1). Gene Ontology annotation, molecular function: glycosyltransferase activity. The transcript is spliced from 9 exons. The record is from RefSeq and is a predicted model, not a curated record. The annotation marks the transcript as partial. NCBI's taxonomy places the organism in Eukaryota, Metazoa, Chordata, Aves, Passeriformes, Acanthisittidae.
GGAUCAUCUCCAUGCUGCAGGUCAUAUCUGUGUUCUUAAAGAUGCUUUCAUGUAUGAAAGUCCAGCUGAAAUAGCAAAUCUCACCUCCACAGACAAAUUUGAUGCAGCCCUGGCCAUUCAUCUCUAUAAAGGAGGCAGACUUCUGCAAGGUAGCAGAAUUCCCUUUGGAAUCAUCUUUGGUGGGACAGAUAUAAAUGAAGAUAUGAAAUGUGAAGAGAAACGUCGGGUAAUGGGAGCAGUGCUGGAGGAAGCCAGGUUUGCAGUGGCUUUCACAGUGAAAAUGAAGGAACUGGCAGCAGCAGAGUGGCCAGAUGCUAGGAAGAAAAUCUAUGUCCAAAGUCAAGGAAUUAAGACUACACCCAGUGAAACAUUUGACUGGUACAGAUUUCUACAAAAUUCAGACAUUCCUACAGACACAGACAGUUUACACCUGUUUCUUUUGAUAUGUGGACUUCGAAGAGUCAAAGACCCUCUGUACUUGGUGGAAGUUUUUUCAGAUUGGCACAGGAAGGAUCCCAGUGUCCACCUGGGAAUAAUUGGACCUGCAGUUGAUCCACAUUUUACAAGUGAAGUUAAGGAAAAAGUGAAAAGGGCUCCUGGAGUCCAUUUACUGCCAGAGCUGCCCCAAGAUGAUCUCCAUGCUGCCAUGAAGAGAUGCUUUGCCGUGGUGAACAGUUCCAUUUCAGAAGGAAUGUCUGCUGCAAUUCUGGAG